AUGAGAACUUAAAAAGCAAAUUAAAUUAGACUUGCUCUCAAAUAGACAUUAUUUAAGGGUAAAAAAUAUCAGUUUUAAUUAAAUGAGAACAUUCAUGUAAAUGAAAUACCAUCAGUUACUUUAUAUAAAAAUUUUGAUGAGAUAUAUUGUUAUAAGAACAAGAAUCUUGGUAAUGGAAUUAAGUAUAAUAGGUUAGGGAGCACAUGGGAUUGUUAAAAUAUGUUACAACAAAUUAGAAGGCAAUGUAAUUCAAUAUGCAGUAAAAAUAUUUCGUACAGGUGAUCCUGAAAUAAUUAGUACAAUUAAGAAAACCUUUAAAAUCAAUAGACAACUUAAUGAUCUACAAUGUGUAAUCAAAGCUAUUGAUCUAUUUAUCAAUGUUACUAAAGAAGAAAUUCAUCUUGUAAUGGAAUUAUGUCCAUAUCCUUCUCUAGAUAAAUUACUCUAAUCAAAAAAAUAACCAACUAUAAAAUAGCAACAAUUAUUAAUUUUAGAGCUUGCUAAAGCAAUAGAUAAAAUUCAUAGUAAAUGUGUUUGUCAUAGAGAUCUUAAACCAGACAAUAUCUUAGUUUAACUGACUGAAGAUGAUGCUAAAAUAAAAAUAAUAGAUUUUGGAGUCUCAAAAAAAUUUGUAACAAAAACUAGAAAUUCUACAUUGAAUAUUGAAAUGUGGACAAGAACAGGUUCACUAUUUUAUUAAGCACCUGAAAUAUUUGCUGGAGGAGGUUACAAUUAAAAAGGUAAAAUGAAGUAUUAAUGUAGUUGAUAUAUGGUCUAUUGGGGUAAUUGUAUAUUAGUUGUUUUGUAAAUAAUUACCAUUUUAAAAUGAUUAAAUUUUAGAUACAAUUGAAUUGAUUUGUGAUCCUAAUUAUAAUGUAGAAAAUACUACAUAGUUUGAAUCAUUGGAUUAGUUACAAUAGGAUCUUUUAAAAAGAUUAUUAAGAAAAGAACCAGAAAAAAGAUUAUCUUCAUCAGGUUCUUAAAUAAUAAAUAAAUUUUAGAAUUUAUAUUACAUCCUUGGUUACAUCCAGAUAAUUAAGACACUUUCAGUUUAUAGAUGAAUUAAGAUAAAGCUUAGAAUUUAUCAACAUCAGAAUAAUUAUUAGGUCCUGAAUAAUUAGAUUAGAAUAUGUUGUUAAUGAAAGAGCCUUAUUGUGCUAGUACAAUUUUAAGAGGUGAAGAACAUAAAGAGAAAAUAGAGAAAUUAGAUGAAUUAGGUAAUCAUAUUUAUUUUUAUUCAUCAUCAAAACAUUUGAAUCAAGAACCAGAAAUUAAAAGUUAAGAUGAAAAAUAGACAAGUGUAAGUUAAUUAGAUGAAAUGAAAGAUGAAGGCCAAAUUGAUAACCAUAAGAAUUUUGAUGAUGAUUUUGAAUUAAAUAAUUACAAAACUGUUGGUUCCAUUAUAUUGAAUUGA
Messenger RNA from Paramecium sonneborni, 1414 nucleotides. The record is from the annotation of a GenBank genome assembly. Lineage: Eukaryota; Ciliophora; Oligohymenophorea; Peniculida; Parameciidae.